UAUAACUAAGCCGGAAAGAUGCGUUUUUUAAUGGUACUUGUCCUGAUUGGCAUUUUGGCCAUGACUUUUGUGUCUGCAAGCCCGGUUCCGGCACCAGAUGGAGAAGUGAUCAUCAUCGUCAACCAACAACCACAAAACCCAGAUUACUGGUAUUAUACAACUUCAAUUGCUGCUUAACAGCUCUGGCCCCUGGAACCUCGUUUCACAAAAAAAUGUGUCAUUGUAAAACUAUUGUCCAAAUAAGAAAUGAGUCCUUUAAAAUUU
Drosophila rhopaloa is the source of this 264-nucleotide messenger RNA. RefSeq lists its product as uncharacterized. The record is from RefSeq and is a predicted model, not a curated record. The coding region runs from base 19 to 177 and encodes 52 amino acids. NCBI's taxonomy places the organism in Eukaryota, Metazoa, Arthropoda, Insecta, Diptera, Drosophilidae. The transcript has a single exon.